UUCAUUUGAAUAAAUUUUUGUACCAACAAUAUCAAUUGAUAAUAAAUAGUGAAGGAGAGUGAAAUAACAAAAGACAGAGUCUAAUCCAAACUCCAAAGUGAGUCUGCGAGACGGAGGGCGCAUUUUAGCGACGAUGGUGCACCCAGUAGCGGAAGCUAACGAGCGCAGCCCCUUCGGUGACUUAACAGCGGACGAGUUCUACGCACGCCACUCAGUGAGUCACGGCUCCGAGUUCAUCACAAACCCUAGGGGCCUCAAGCUCUUCACUCAGUGGUGGCUCCCGCUACCCCCCGCAACCGUCACCGGAACCAUCGCCCUCGUUCACGGAUAUACCGGCGAAUCCAGCUGGUUCCUCCAGCUUACCGCCAUCUACUUCGCCAAGGCCGGAUUCGCCACCUGCGCCAUUGACCAUCAGGGCCACGGCUUCUCCGACGGCCUCAUCGCCCACAUCCCCGACAUCAACCCCGUCGUCGACGACUGCAUCGCCUUCUUCGACGAAUUCCGCUCUCGCUUCGAUCCUUCUCUUCCUUCCUUCCUCUACUCCGAAUCACUCGGCGGCGCAAUCGCGCUAUUAAUCACUCUCCGCCGCCGCGACUCGCCGGAAAAUAUCUCAUCCGGAAAGCCGUGGAACGGUCUGAUUCUUAACGGCGCCAUGUGCGGAAUCAGCGAGAAGUUCAAGCCACCGUGGCCAUUGGAACAUUUCCUUUCUAUAGCUGCGGCGAUAAUCCCUACGUGGCGCGUGGUUCCAACGCGCGGAUCGAUCCCGGACGUUUCCUUCAAAGUGGAGUGGAAGCGGAAGCUGGCGCUGGCGAGCCCGCGGAGGAAGGUGGCCCGUCCCCGAGCUUCGACGGCGCAGGAGCUGCUGCGGAUAUGCAGGGAGCUUCAGGGAAGGUUCGAAGAGGUUGAGGUGCCGUUUCUGGUGGUUCACGGCGGGGACGACGUUGUUUGCGACCCGGCUUGCGUGGAGGAGCUUUACGCGCGUGCCGCGAGUAAGGAUAAGACGCUGAAGGUGUAUCCUGGAAUGUGGCACCAGCUGGUUGGGGAGCCAGAGGAGAGCGUGGAGCUUGUGUUUGGCGAUAUGCUUGAGUGGCUUCGUGCACGCUCGGCCGUUGACGGUGGCGCGGUAUCCAUCGGGCCGGAAGCCCAAUGACUAAUCCCUCGGGUACUGCAGAGGCACACAAAGUGGGCGACCCUCCCAAGCAAGCAAGCUCCAUUCCCAUCCUUCAGUGAGUAUCGAACCCGGGAGAGAUGGUUAAGGGACACAGACCCUCAUCCAUCUGUGCCAACUUGCGUUGGUUAAAAUAUUAUUUCAUUACAAAAGUAUAUUUGAUAAAGAAAAACAUUUAAAUUUAGAGCAAUAAUUUGUUUUGGGCUGGGCAAUAAAUGUUGUGUUUUCUUUUGUGUAUUUGGUUUUAGGACCGGUACCCUAACCCCAGUUUCUGUGUUUUGUUAUACGGCCAAUAGAGUGAGUUUUUCCCUUACCAAAAACAAAAUUGUUUUUUUUAUUGCUUUUGGUCAGAGUCCAAUAAGUUUUUUCUCCAUUAUAUUUUUGGGUUGGACAUUCUUGGAUU
Messenger RNA from Arachis stenosperma, 1571 nucleotides. Its product is annotated as caffeoylshikimate esterase-like. Gene Ontology annotation, cellular component: membrane. Lineage: Eukaryota; Viridiplantae; Streptophyta; Magnoliopsida; Fabales; Fabaceae. The coding region runs from base 134 to 1150 and encodes 338 amino acids. Gene Ontology annotation, molecular function: lipase activity. The transcript is spliced from 2 exons. The record is from RefSeq and is a predicted model, not a curated record.